AUGGCCGAGAUGGUCACAUAUUUACCUAUAUCCUCACCGUUCAUCCGAUUUGCUGGUCGCUUUGUCGACGAAGCAUUUGGUGUUGCAGCGGGAUACAAUUUCUUCGUUUUUGAAGCCGCUUUGGUUCCCUUCGAGGUCGUAGCAUGCACUUUCAUCAUUCAGUUUUGGAGCCAGACCGUCCCCGUUGCAGCCAUUAUUACAGUCAUAAUUGUAGCCUAUGGAUUUCUCAAUUUCUUUGCCGUCAAAUGGUACGGAGAAUCCGAGUUCUGGCUCUCCUUAGGUAAAAUGCUGCUCAUCGUAGGGCUGAUCAUUUACACAUUCAUUGCUAUGCUUGGUGGCAACCCACUUGGAGACCGCUUUGGAUUCAGAUACUGGAAAACGCCGGGAUCUUUUGCUGAACUGUACAAGACGGGCGAUCUGGGCCGCUUCCUUGGAUUCCUGCAGUGUUUAAUCCAAGCUAGCUUCACGAUUGCAGGUCCAGACUACGUUUCCAUGGCUGCUGGCGAGGCUGAGAACCCGCGCGUGUCCAUGCCUCGCGCAUACAACGCUGUUUUCUACCGGUUAACUUCAUUCUUUGUCCUGGGAAGUAUGGCAGUGGGUAUCAACGUGCCGUAUGAUGAUCCGGUUCUUAAGGAUGCAUUUGAGAAAAAUCUUCCUGGUGCUGCUGCUUCCCCUUAUGUUGUCUCCAUGACCCGCCUUAAGAUUCCAAUUCUGCCACACAUCGUGAAUGCGGCGGUGCUCUUAGCCGCGUUUAGUGCUGGAAACAGUUUCGUAUACUGCGCCAGCCGCAGUUUGUACGGUCUCGCUCUGGAAGGGAAGGCACCCCGAAUCUUCACGCACUGCACAAAGAGCGGCGUGCCAAAGUAUACUGUUAUUCUCGUUCUCCUGAUUUCCUUGCUGGGCUUCUUACAGGUCUCGAACAGUGCGGCGGUCGUUUUGCAAUGGUUUGUUAGUCUUGUCACAGCCUCGCAGCUGAUCAACUUUGCCAUCAUGGCAUUCACAUACAUUCGCUUCAAGAAAGCUUGUGAUGUCCAAGGAUUAUCUCGCAGAACUUUGCCAUUUAGGUCGCCAUGGCAGCCGUUUUUGGCAUGGUACUCGUUUAUAGCGUGCACAGUCAUGUCCAUCGUGGGUGGCUACACGGUGUUUCUACCCGGAAAAUGGAACUUGCCGUCAUUUUUCUUUUCGUAUACGAUGAUAGCUGUGGUUCCCGCUAUAUUUUUUGGCUGGAAGUUCACCAAACGUACAAGAUUGAUUCCGCCAACGGAGGUCGAUUUAAAGAAAGAUCUCGCUGGAAUUGAAGAAUACGAAAGAAAUUUUGUUCCCCAACCACCAAAGUAUGCAUACCUGUCCAUUUACAGUACCUGUUCACAGGGAGUAUCCCUUCUACUUCUCACAUGCUAA
Ophidiomyces ophidiicola is the source of this 1401-nucleotide messenger RNA. Its product is annotated as general amino acid permease agp2. NCBI's taxonomy places the organism in Eukaryota, Fungi, Ascomycota, Eurotiomycetes, Onygenales, Onygenaceae. The transcript is spliced from 2 exons. Gene Ontology annotation, cellular component: membrane. Gene Ontology annotation, biological process: amino acid transmembrane transport. The coding region runs from base 1 to 1401 and encodes 466 amino acids. The record is from RefSeq and is a predicted model, not a curated record. Gene Ontology annotation, molecular function: amino acid transmembrane transporter activity.